Molecule: messenger RNA, 999 nt
Organism: Bactrocera dorsalis (oriental fruit fly)
Lineage: Eukaryota; Metazoa; Arthropoda; Insecta; Diptera; Tephritidae
Gene: Mthfs
Product: probable 5-formyltetrahydrofolate cyclo-ligase
Exons: 3
Coding region: 266-871 (201 amino acids)
Biological process (GO): tetrahydrofolate interconversion; folic acid-containing compound biosynthetic process
Cellular component (GO): mitochondrion
Molecular function (GO): 5-formyltetrahydrofolate cyclo-ligase activity
Source: RefSeq, a predicted model, not a curated record
AAAAAAAAACUGCUGUAAACUGCUCAAAAUUUGUAGUGAUAACCCGGACAGCAAAGUGGAUGCACAAGUAGGAGAUAAGAAAGGCGGUAUUAGUUUGAAAACAAGCAGAUAAGACUUAUAAAAUAUCAUCAAAUCGGGCAAAUUUUGAAUUUUAGUGACAGUACAAUUCUAAACAAGGCAGAGUAGAGAGAGCGCGCAAGACAACCAACAGGAUUACAAAUAAUUAUUAAAUUAUUUUUUUAUAUUAAAGUACUUAAUUAGAAAUAUGACUAGUGCAAUUGGAAAUCCUUUGAAGAAAGUCUUGCGGCAGCGUAUGAAGACCGAAGUCAUACCGGCGAUUAGCGCCGAGUCUAUAGUGGAGCAGUCGAAGGCAAUUUAUGAAAAGGUAAUCGCAUCCGAGGCAUUUCGUCAGGCAAAGGAUGUGAGCAUCUACCUCAGCACUGGCAGCGAAGUGGACACAUUGGCGCUGCUGCGUGAGCUCUUCAAUCAACAGAAGAAUGUUUUUGUGCCCACCUACAAUGGCCGAGUGAUGGAAAUGGUGCGCGUUAAAGACUGGGCCGACUAUGAGUCGUUGCCGCUAACCAAAUGGCACAUUAAACAGCCAAGCAUAAAAGACGGACGUGAGAGCGCCUUGACAAAUGGACGCGGCAUUGAUUUAUUCCUGAUGCCCGGUGUGGCGUUUACGCUAAGCGGCGGACGCAUGGGUCAUGGCAUGGGUUAUUACGAUGGUUUCCUAAAGCGGCAUUUCGAUACUUAUCCUGAGAAGAAGCCAAUACUGAUGGCGCUGGCAUUCCGCGAACAAAUCGUUGAGGAGGGCACUUUGCCGCUGGAACCACACGAUGUGCGGCUGACGACUGUGGUCACGGCAUAAGUGUGUGUUGGUGUAGAACUGCUGCAUGUUUUGUAUAUUGUAUAUACUGAUUGGUUUUAAAGACGCAAUUUAGUUAUGUAUGUAUGUAUUUUUUGUUUUUUAAUAAAAAAGGAGUCAUUCAACUUAAA